Molecule: messenger RNA, 1164 nt
Organism: Huiozyma naganishii CBS 8797
Lineage: Eukaryota; Fungi; Ascomycota; Saccharomycetes; Saccharomycetales; Saccharomycetaceae
Gene: RFM1
Product: Rfm1p
Exons: 1
Coding region: 1-1164 (387 amino acids)
Source: RefSeq, a predicted model, not a curated record
AUGUACAUGGAAGUGAGCGGGUUUGAAAAGGAGACUUAUCGGACAGGACAGUUACUUAUUGCAGUGCUAGUACAAGGUGUGCAUAUUCAUAUCUGUGUUUUGGCAAAAUUUAGGGCAGGGAAUUGCUGCAUUUGGCCAACAUUCUAUACUCAUAUAGUCAUAUAUACACGUACUUUUGCUUUAUAUAGCCUCUGUGUAAUGGCAGCAGUUGGGAAGCCAGCUCAUUUGGGGGCAGUCGCUGGUUCCGGUGAUUCAAAAAUCGACAGAAUCAAAGAGCUUUUGAAGGAUGGAGACACGCUCAGCGAAGAUAUCAAGGGUUUGGUCUCCACGAUCAAACCAAAGGAGUUCGAGUCGUACCAUGAUUUCUUCAUUAUCCACUCUUUCCGCAAGGGCAGGUCGGAAAGUGGGAGAGUGGACAUCGACCGAAUUAGAAGAAGGCAAGUGGGGAAAUACUACGAGAGAAUUAAAAGAGACAGCACGAAAGAACAGACUCCGCCGGUGACGGCGGGGCCAGAGGACACGGAUUAUAGUACCGCUGCACCUUCCCGGGCAGGUUCUGCAUCGUUGGGCGACUCAAGCAAUAGUGUAACGGAGUCCAACGCAUUAGAUUUUCCCACGAUCGAACAGCCGCAGCUCAACCCGGAGAAGGACAGCCUCUUCGAACAAGAUGCGACAACGGUCGUCAACCCUGGGCAGUUCGACAAAAUACGCGCAGAUAUCUCUACAGAAAGUAUUAUUGGCCCUCUGUAUCCACUUUCAAACACGGACGCAAACUAUAUCAGGAGAUCUUCGAGGAUUUCAAGCAAGAAUACAGUUACUGGGGACGCCGGUGGGUCCGAGGCGGGAUCACAACCCCAACCGGUCUCCAGACGGUCCUCUGCAUCUAAAUCUGAUUCUACGGAGGAUGGAGAGCUGGAAAUAAAAGACCUUUACGAAUCGCUCGUCCCCAAGACGGACAGCCCGAACAGAAGGUCCGACUGGAUUUUACCCCCCAGGUUGCGCUACACACCAGACAAGCAAUUGAGGACUAAACCCGUGGUCAACUCCAUCAAAAUCAAUGAGCUUAUAGCCACGGACCAGAUCACAAUAAUCCUAUCGAGGUUCGAGGGCGGACUUGCUGGUAUCCGCAAGAGACCGAAACUAGCCAGCACACCAAUACCAUAA